Messenger RNA from Leptosomus discolor (cuckoo roller), 312 nucleotides. NCBI's taxonomy places the organism in Eukaryota, Metazoa, Chordata, Aves, Leptosomiformes, Leptosomidae. The record is from RefSeq and is a predicted model, not a curated record.
AAGUCGCAGUUCGUGCGGUUCGCCGAGGUCUUUCCCCUGAAGGAGUUUGGGUUCACGCCGGAGCCCGGCCGGUACCUGGAGGCGGUGGGCUGGACGGAGGUGGUGGCCGGGCUGCUGCUGGCGUUCGGGCCCCAGCUCCUGCAGGAGAUCAGCAACUUCGUCCUCAGCGUCGUCAUGAUCGGUGCCAUCUACACGCUGCUGGUGCUGCGGGAGCCCCUGGCCAUGUGUGCCCCCGCCACCCUCUGCCUUGGCCUCCUCCUGCUGCUCAACAUCCGCGGGCACGCAGACCCCCCCAAGCCCAAGUUCGAGUGA